AUGUUGACCUUUGACCUCAAUGCAAAGAUGAGCAAGAAGCAAGUUCAGAGCAAAAAAAACAAGUACUCAGUACUGUUACCAACCUACAAUGAGAAAGAGAACCUCCCUCUCAUUAUCUGGUUACUUGUUAAGCACUUUGAGGAAAGUGGCUGUGACUAUGAGAUAAUUGUGAUUGAUGACAACAGUCCGGAUGGUACGCUGGACGUGGCUAAGCAGCUGCAGCGUCUCUAUGGUGAAGACAAAAUUGUCCUGAGGCCAAGGAAAGCAAAACUCGGAUUAGGGACUGCCUACAUACACGGUAUCAAGAAUGCCACUGGUAACUUUAUCUUCAUUAUGGACGCUGAUCUGUCUCAUCAUCCAAAGUUCAUUCCGGAAUUCAUCAAGCUACAGGAAGAGAAUAACUAUGACAUUGUUUCCGGCACUCGAUAUGCACUAGGGGGCGGAGUGUAUGGUUGGGAUCUACGGAGGAAAAUCAUCAGUCGUGGUGCCAACUUCCUUGCUCAAGUUCUGCUGAGACCAGGUGCGUCUGACCUCACAGGCAGCUUCAGGUUGUAUCGUAAGAGUGUUCUGGAGGGCCUCAUGUCCAGGUGUGUGUCCAAAGGCUACGUGUUUCAGAUGGAGAUGAUUGUGAGGGCCCGAGAGAUGGGCUGCACCAUUGGAGAGGUUCCCAUAACGUUUGUUGACCGUGUGUAUGGAGAGUCCAAGUUAGGAGGGACUGAGAUUGUUUCUUAUGCCAAAGGACUUCUUUACCUAUUUGCUACCACAUGAACUCAGUCUCUUCUGUUUUUGAAUUUUGAUUGCUAUCAUUAAAUCAUUAAUUAUGAUGCCACUAUUAUGA
Messenger RNA from Halichondria panicea, 838 nucleotides. RefSeq names its product dolichol-phosphate mannosyltransferase subunit 1-like. The transcript has 8 exons. Gene Ontology annotation, cellular component: endoplasmic reticulum membrane. The record is from RefSeq and is a predicted model, not a curated record. The coding region runs from base 1 to 768 and encodes 255 amino acids. Gene Ontology annotation, molecular function: dolichyl-phosphate beta-D-mannosyltransferase activity. Gene Ontology annotation, biological process: protein O-linked glycosylation via mannose; GPI anchor biosynthetic process; dolichol-linked oligosaccharide biosynthetic process. NCBI's taxonomy places the organism in Eukaryota, Metazoa, Porifera, Demospongiae, Suberitida, Halichondriidae.